AGAUAUCAAAUUCACCCAAGGAACCUUGUCUGCCUAUGUCCUUAGACCAACACGGCUACAACCCAAACCCCUGAUCCUUUGGCCUUUUAUUAGCAAUGUAUAUUUCAUAAAGAAUAUUUAUGUUCUAUAAUAGCAAUUCCCUGUUUUUAGAUACUAGUUAUAAUAAGAGACUACUCUUUGGGAUUUGCUCCAUUAACUAAGGUUCUGAUUGAUACAACCAGACAUGACUUCCUGUGAGAGGCAAGUUUUGCUGUUUUCCCUCACAAAAGUAUCCUGUUGAAUAUAAACUUUGUUAACCCUACAGAAGUCUUUCUAAACAUCAUAAUGAUAUUCCAUAGAAAAGUUGUGUUCCUGAUGUGCAGUUCUGAAGGGUAGGUUUUAAGUUCUUUACUAAUCACACUGUCACUUUCUGCCCUAAAGUACCAGCACAGAAGUAAAUGAACACUCAGUUCAAAAAAGUCCAGCUAUUCCUUGCAUGAAAGUAUGGCUCCUGGAUUGGUUCUUUUAUUUGUGUUUGUUUCCCAAACUUUGCAACCUUUGUCACAGAUAAGAAUAAACACAGUGAAGUCAUAUAUAGCAUUCCUAGCAAACUUUGACUGUGCUUUGUUACUGAAAUGUGUUUGUGUUUUCUUGUUUUGUUCACAAGGAAUUGUAAAACUACAUUCUUGAGACUUUAGGAUAUUUUUCUGAGGAGAAUAUCAGUAUUCAACUUCUUAUGUCCCAUUUUGAAAAGAGACUUCAGUUGUAAGUAUUUGAGGGUAUGUCUAGCUGGCACAAUGUGCUGUCUUGUAGAGGUACCUGUCACAGUACCUGUAGAAUUAGAAUGAUACAAUUUCAUGUGCUUGGUUUUCUGUGUGGGCCUCUUUAAGAGUAGUGUAGCCUCUGGUUAUCCUGGUUUCAGAUACCUCUUCAUGGUGUAGUACUAUAUUGAAAUGCUGUAUUAGGGCAGCAUUUCUCAACCCAUGGGUCGCAAUCCAAAAGUGGGUAACAAGAAUAUAUGACAGGGUUGCAAACAAACUUUAAAAAUGGAUCAACGAACUUGAAAAAUGGAUUCUCCUUUAAAGGAAAAAAAAUGUGGGAAACCAUGGCUUUUCUCUUGCAGGCUGGCAGAGUUCCAGGCUAUGAGGGGCUGCUUGCCCCCUCUCUCCCACACACACUGGGGGGCUUGGACCUGGGGUGGGGGGUGGCAUUUGGUCGGGACUGGCCAUCAAUGUUUACAAAUGGGUCCUGGUACAAAAAAAUUUGAGAACCCUAAACAACUGGAUUAGGGAUAGACAACCUUUUCCAGCUGUGGGUGGGAAUGAUCCCCUCCAAGGUCAGAGGUAGGUAAGUGGCUAAGUGCUCGGACCGUGCCACCACUGCCUUCCUGAGAACAAAGAUAGAUUUUAUAAAUAUGCAUUUUAAACAGCAGUGAAUCCAUCAAUAAAAUUAGUUAAAAGAAGGCAAAGAUUAUCUGUUUUUAAAUUAUUCAGUGAAGACUCCUGAUUAAAUCAAAUUGACCAAAUCCAUUCUUAUCUAAUUUUAGUACAACCCAAGAUCUUUUACUUCCUUUCUUCCUUUUACGAGCAUUAUGAACAGAGGAAAUGAAAGUACUGUGCCUGAAUUCUUCCUGCUAGGAUUCUCCAACCUGAAAAAGCUCCAGCUGCUACUUUUCCCUAUUUUCUUUCUUGCAUAUAUUGUAAUCCUUAUCUCAAACAUCAGCAUCAUGACAGCUAUCACAGUGACUUGGAGCCUCCACACCCCCAUGUACUUCUUCCUCUUUGCUCUAUCCUUCUCAGAACUCUGUAGCACCUUUGUCAUCAUCCCAAAAACAGUGGUGAAUCUGCUGGUGGAAAAGAAGACUAUUUCUGUCAUUGGAUGUGCAACACAAAUGUUUGGCGGGUUUGGUUUUGGAGCAAUUAAUUGUUUCUUGCUGACAGUCAUGGCUUACGACCGCUAUGUGGCCAUAUGUCACCCACUGCAGUACUCAGCCAUGAUGAACAGGAAGGUUUGCAUUCAGCUGGUUACUAUUUCCUGUGUAACUGGCUUCCUCAUAUCACUAACCAUUAAUUCUUUAGUAUUCAGUUUGCCCCUUUGUGGGCCAAGGACAAUUAGACAUUUCUUCUGUGAUGUUAAACCAGUUCUGAGGCUGGCAUGUGGUGCCAUAUACCUUGCUGAGAUUGUGGUUGUUUCUUUAUGCGCUUUUGUUAUAGUGGGAACAUUCACAGUGAUAAUCAUUUCCUACAUCUACAUCCUCUCUGCCAUCCUUAAGAUCCACUCUGUAGCAGGAAGGUGCAAAACUUUCUCCACAUGUGCCUCCCACCUCACAGUGGUGGUAACACAUUAUGGUUGUGCAUCUUUUGUGUAUUUAAGACCUAAGUCAUCCUCCUCCCUCAAUGAAGACACUCUGAUCUCUGUGGGUUAUCUCCUGCUGACCCCUUGUUUGAACCCCAUGAUUUAUAGCCUGAGGAAUAAGGAAGUAAAAUUUGCUCUAAAGAAAUUAGUGCUCAAUUCAUUGUGUUUUUUUAAAAAAAGGUGAAGGGUGGCCAUCUGUGAAAUUUUCUGUAAAUUCUUGAGCUCUGAUUAAUAUUAAAAAUGAAUAGGCUGGCAGCAUCACUCAUCAGCAGGGAUCCUGGUUUUCCGUUUCCCACAGAAAAACAGAGAAAACACGGAUUUUCCCUUUUAGAAGAGAAACCCAUGGAUUUCCCCCUUUUGCAAAGAGCUCUGCAGGAUGGCUGAGUUCCAGCCUCCAGGAGCUGUUCACAAAAGGGGCGGGGAACCCCUCAACCCUGUCCCGGAGGGGAAGGGAGUGGGGAAAGGCAGGGCCCAACA
Messenger RNA from Alligator mississippiensis (American alligator), 2811 nucleotides. RefSeq names its product olfactory receptor 10T2-like. The transcript has a single exon. The record is from RefSeq and is a predicted model, not a curated record. NCBI's taxonomy places the organism in Eukaryota, Metazoa, Chordata, Crocodylia, Alligatoridae. Gene Ontology annotation, cellular component: membrane. Gene Ontology annotation, biological process: G protein-coupled receptor signaling pathway. The coding region runs from base 1571 to 2518 and encodes 315 amino acids. Gene Ontology annotation, molecular function: olfactory receptor activity; G protein-coupled receptor activity.